AUGGCGCCUCGCGACCAAAGUCCUCGCGCAAGCGACAACCGCCGCCCAUACUCAGACCGCCGCGACCACAACCCAAGAGACACACGCGACACCCGCGACUCACGACCCCGCCGCGACAGAAGCAACUCCCGCGAUCGCGCUCCCCACUCUUCCCGCGGCGGCGGCAGAGGCGGCAACGCAUACAGAGGCUCAGACCGCGACAAUCGUCAAAACCGCUCUCGCUCUCCCAAUCGCUCCUCCUACAAUGGCAACAACAACAACACACGCCAACGUUCUCCUCCCCGCGCACCACGCGGCGCACCCAACACCCGCGAUCGCAAACCUGUCAAAGCUGAAGAACCUCCUGCUCAAGUGAUCGAUCCCAACGAGGAUGAGGAGACUGCGAUGAAGAGGGUGAUGGGUUUCGUCGGCUUCAGGAGUACGAAAAACACAAAAGUGCCGGGAAAUGACAAGUUGUAUGGUGUGAGGAAGGACAAGAAGACCGAGUACCGACAGUACAUGAACCGUGUCGGUGGAUUCAACAGGCCUUUGAGUCCUACGAGAUUGUGA
Aureobasidium pullulans EXF-150 is the source of this 549-nucleotide messenger RNA. RefSeq lists its product as uncharacterized. The record is from RefSeq and is a predicted model, not a curated record. Gene Ontology annotation, cellular component: precatalytic spliceosome. The coding region runs from base 1 to 549 and encodes 182 amino acids. Lineage: Eukaryota; Fungi; Ascomycota; Dothideomycetes; Dothideales; Saccotheciaceae. The transcript has a single exon. Gene Ontology annotation, biological process: RNA splicing.